AUGCGCAGUGGGCCCGCGGCGCGACCCGUCAGGCACUGCGGUAGGCGCCCUGGAGGCUGGCAGGACCCUGACCCCAAGAUGGCGGCGCCCAGCGAAGUGGCUGCGGCUGCCUCCGGAGAAGGCGAUGGCGUGAGUACCGCCUUUGGGUCCUGGCUGGAUGGACGGUUGGAGGCGCUGGGAGUGGACCGAGCCGUUUACGGCGCCUACAUCCUGGGUGUCCUGCAGGAAGAGGAGGAAGAAGAGAGGCUGGACGCUCUGCAGGGUAUCCUUUCUGCUUUCUUGGAAGAAGAUUCGCUUCUUAACAUCUGCAAGGAGAUUGUGGAACGAUGGUCGGAAAGUCAGAAUGUCGUCACCAAAGUGAAAAAAGAAGGUAGAGUUGGGAGUUUUUGCCCGUCUAACCGCCAGUACCUAUUCCAGCAACCUUUCCUAUACAGCUGUUAGCAAGAGGAUUUUGAG
Molecule: messenger RNA, 456 nt
Organism: Mustela lutreola (European mink)
Lineage: Eukaryota; Metazoa; Chordata; Mammalia; Carnivora; Mustelidae
Product: coiled-coil domain-containing protein 43-like
Exons: 2
Coding region: 1-441 (146 amino acids)
Source: RefSeq, a predicted model, not a curated record